AAGUUGCACUGGAGUUCAAGCGUGGUGUCCUGUUGCGUGAUCUCCCGCAGCUAUCCUCAGGAAACCAACCACCUCUAUUCACUGACCGUCAGCGCUGAGCGCCACAGCCAAGUGCGCUGCGCUGUGUCCAGUCUGCUCUGGAGGGGGAAAACAUCAGGAAUAAAACUCGUCUUAUAUUUGAUAUUUGAAACCUCGGAGUCACCAGAGAUGAUGAAUUUUAUCCUCAUCUGCCUGCUAUGUGGAUUGUAUGGUGUUCUUGCAAAAGACAAAGAUCAGAAGGGGAAGUACAGCGUUCCUAUUCUGGAUGUGAAAACCCGGCAGCUGGUUCAUGACAUCAACCAGACACUACUGCUCGGCUGCAGGGGUCGCUGGGAGCUGACAUGGGCGUUCCCAUCAGGUUUGGCCAGAGAUCAGGUGCAAGUAAAGGAGUCUCGCUGUAGCAAGACGAGCCAGCAGUACUGCAGCCAAGUGAUGGUGAGCAGCGCGCAGGCCCAGCACACCGGCCUGUUCCGCUGCAGGUACCGACACCGACCCCGGAAACAGACCUCCAUCUAUGUAUAUGUCACAGACAGCCAGCAGCCAUUUGUGGAACAUCCGGGUAUGAGCCCAGAUGUGUUGUACAUGAAGGAGAAGCAGCCGCUGGUCAUCCCCUGCCGGGUCACACACCCUAACAUCACCACCACACUCGUCAAGUUCCCCAGUCACAGCCUGAGUCCAGACCAGAGGAACAUCAUCUGGAACAGCAAGCAAGGCUUCACCAUCCGAACCCCCACCUUCUACUACAUCGGCCUCUUCUACUGCCAGACAAUCACUAAUGGCAUCACACACAAGUCACGUGUAUACUUUAUACACAGACCAGUGAGUAACAUCAUGGAGGUGUAUCUGAACAGCAGUGGACCUGUGCAGGCCCUGAAGGGGGAGAGACUGGUCAUGAACUGCACCGCCACCGGGGAGUUGAACACCAGAGUGAACAUCACCUGGGACUACCCUGGAAAGAUUAACAACACCGGCUCCACCUACAAGAGGCUCCUGAAACACAGAACGCACAUGCUGUUCUACAACAUUCUGACCAUCCCGAAGCUCCAGCGUUCAGACCGAGGCCUCUACACGUGCCGUGUGACCAGCGGGGAAAACACCAAACAGCAGCAAGUCACUGUUACUGUGUAUGACCGUCCGUUUAUUCGCCUGAAGCCCAGGCAUGAAUCUGUGAUGGAGGUACAGGCAGGACAGAAAUCUUACAGAAUCUCUCCCAAACUGCGAGCGUACCCUGCACCUGAAGUCAUCUGGUUGAAGGAUGGCAAGGUGGCAGCAGAGCAGUGCUCCAGAUACCACAUGGAUGGGAGUUCCCUGGUGAUACGGGAUGUGGCAGAGGAGGAUGCUGGGAAGUACACCAUCCUGGUACGAAACCAGGAACAUGGACUCUUCCAGAAUCUAACGCUCACACUUGUGGUCAAUGUGAGUCCUCAGAUAGGGGAGAAAGCGGUGUCGUUGCAGGACCCGGGCUCAGUGCCACGGGGGAGCAGACAAGCCCUUCACUGCACGUCCCACGGAGUCCCUCCCCCGCAUAUCCAGUGGCUUUGGCAUCCCUGCCCGUCCAAAGGCCUGUGUGUGUGUCCAGCAUCUUCCUCGCUAUGGAGCCCUGUGACCGAGAGAGUCCCCGCCACUUCCACAAGCAACCACAUCCUGAGUAUUACGCACAGGCAGGAAGUGCUUCAAGGGAAGCAAAAGACAGUGGGGGUCCUGACUGUGGCAGAGGCCUUUGUGUCCGGAGUGUAUUGCUGCGUCGCCUCAAACUCUGCAGGCACAGACCAGCUCAACAUCCACUUCUACGUCACAGACGUCCCGGGGGGCUUCAGUGUGAGCCAGAGGGAUGAACCUAGAGAGGGUGGAGACCUGCAUCUCACCUGCGAGGCCAAUAAGUACCUGUUCACAGCGCUGUCAUGGCAACGGGUGAAUGACACAGAGGACGGCCAAUCCCGCAGCCUUGCCCUGAGCAGUCAGCAGCUCACAUCGGGGGAGUUUUCCAAUGCUCUGAUCCUGUUGCUAAGCAACCUGACAGCCAGAGACUCUGGAGCCUACAGAUGCUCCGCCCGCCACCUGAUCACCGGACAGGAGACACACCAGGAUGCACAGGUGGUGGUCACAAUUUUGGAGCCUCCGGUGCUGCUUGAUAAUCUGACCGACUAUACCGUCAACGUCAGCAGCUCAGUGAUCCUUAGCUGUCCCUCUCAGGGUGUCCCACCCCCGACCAUCACAUGGUACAAGGAUGAACGUGCUCUGUCUCAAGGAUCAGGUAUUGUGAUAUCACCAGAGGAUGGCACCCUCCAUAUUGAUCGAAUCACAGUGGAGGACCAGGGCCUGUAUACAUGCCAGGCCACCAAUGAGAGGGGGUCUGCAGAGAGCUCUGCCUAUAUAUGGGUCAACGGUGCCUCAGAAGCCUCAUUCCUGGAGAUUCCCACGCUCACCUGUACCUGUGUGGUGGCCACUCUCUUCUGGCUUUUGCUCACACUCUUCAUACGCAAACUGAAACAGCCCAACAGCUCAAACACCAAACCAGAGUACCUGUCAAUCAUUCUGGACAGAGGAGACGGGCCAAUAGAGGAGCAGUGUGAGAGACUCCAGUACGACCCCAACCAAUGGGAGUUCCCCCGGGAGCGGCUCAAAUUAGGGAAACCUCUGGGCCGUGGAGCCUUCGGUAAGGUGAUGCAGGCGGCUGCGUUUGGUAUAGACAACUCCACCGGCUGCAGCACUGUGGCUGUGAAGAUGCUCAAAGAGGGAGCCACAGCCAGCGAACACAAAGCUCUGAUGACUGAGCUGAAGAUCCUCAACCACAUUGGACAUCACUUAAAUGUUGUCAACCUGCUAGGAGCCUGCACCAAGCCGGGAGGACCACUGAUGGUAAUUGUCGAGUACUGUCGUCAUGGAAACCUCUCUACCUUCCUAAAGGGUAAACGAGAGGUGUUUGUGCACGACACGCUGGCUGGAGGAAAGGAUGGAGGGCUAGGAUGUGUCAGCAACAUGUCUGAGUUUGAUGAGAGGCACAAGGAAGAGAGUGACCCAGAGGCCAAAUCUGCCUCCAACUCUCCUUUAUUCCUGGAGGAUCUUAUCUCCUUCAGCUUCCAGGUGGCACGAGGGAUGGAGUUUCUGGCCUCACGCAAGUGUAUUCACCGAGACCUGGCAGCCAGGAACAUUUUGCUUUCUGACAAUAAAGUGGUGAAGAUCUGUGACUUUGGCCUGGCCAGAGACAUCUACAAAGACCCCGACUAUGUUCGCAAGGGAGAUGCCCGCCUCCCUCUGAAGUGGAUGUCUCCAGAGUCCAUCUUUGACAAGGUUUUCACCACGCAGAGUGAUGUGUGGUCCUACGGCAUUCUGCUGUGGGAGAUCUUCUCUUUGGGUGCUUCCCCGUACCCUGGUCUUCACAUAGAUGAAGAGUUCUGCCACAGACUGAAGGUUGGAACAAGGAUGAGAGCGCCUGAAUACAGCACACCUGAGAUUUACAGCACGAUGCUGGCAUGCUGGGAGGCCAGUCCCUCAGAUCGACCAACCUUCACUGACCUGGUGGAGACCCUGGGAGACCUGCUGCAAGCCAGGGUUCAGCAGGAAGGGAAGGAUUAUAUUCCUCUGGGAUCUUUCAUAACCAGAGACACUGGUCGCAGUGAGACUUUCAAAGAAAGCCCACUCGCAGUCACAAACCUAAGUUACAUGAGGGGAAUGGCCACACUUCAGACGUUUGAGGAACUCUCCUGCGAGGAGCCAGACAGCCCUGAUGAUGAGCAGAGUGACAGUGGCAUGGUCCUACCAUCUGAGGAGCUGAAGGAUCUCACGUGGAACAACAACACCAUGAACAAGAAACUCAGCAGGUUCUUUGCCUUCACUAAGAGCCGGGACAACCAGGUGCCUUUCCUGUGCAGUGACAUCACAGGUCUCUGUGACCACAAGCCUUCUAUCGUACCAUGUGACUGGGAGUCUGAUGAGGACAGCUCCCCUCCUCCGGACUACAACUCUGCUUUUCUCUACCCCUCCCUCUAGCAUCUGUUCUUAGACAUAUUCACACAGGGUAUAUACAGUAUUUUUCUGCUCAUAAUUUUAAGUCAACUAGAACUUGUUCUGCUCUAUCAACUGUGCAUCCUCUACCUCAUUAUAAUAUCUACGUAUACUCUUCCUUUUCCUCCUUCAACCAAACUUAGAGAUAAGUUCUUUAUGUGUAACUCAAAACAUCCCUUUGCUUCUCUUCAGUUCCCCAAACCAUAUGCUGGUGUACAACAAAGCCUCUAAUGUAUCACAGUAAUAUCUUGCAUUAUCACACAUAACCCUUCCAAGAGCAGCUACUCUUAGUAUUACCAGAUAGUACUUAUGCACUUAUGCAGAAUGUAUUUGCUGAUACAACUAUUAGAGCGUAUUGUAUUGGUACCUCGUGCUGAGCUUUGUGAAGAGGAACACUGCUGUAUGAAAUAAUGGUUCCUUCUACACAGCUACCAUAUGCUGGAAAAAAAAAGUAAUUAUCCACCGAAUUAAGUAUGUGUUAAGACAGGAAUGUAUCAAUCUGUAUUUAUUUUAAUGCUGUAAUCGUUUCAUGGAUGGUCUGUAUCUCACUGUGAAUGUGAAUAUAUGCUCAGUUACCAGUUUACGUUAAUGAAAAUUAAAAUGUUUGGUGUGAUUUAAACUGAUUUAAAAAGGUGCUGAUUUAUCCACCUCAAAUAGUAUCAGUGAAGAUGGACAAAAUAUAAGAAAUAAAAAACUGUCAGUAAUAUAAACUAGUCUGCAAAAUCAUAAGAGUUAAAUUAUUUCUCUAUAACAGUUUCAACAAAAAUAUUGUAACCUUUAUUAUCAAAGGAUUGCAGACCUCAUAAACUGGCAACUGAGUUUAUAUUUAAUUCUGUAUUAUGCAUCACAAAGAAUUGAAUCAUCCAUAAAUAAACAGAUAUACAUGUCCUCA
Epinephelus lanceolatus (giant grouper) is the source of this 4936-nucleotide messenger RNA. RefSeq names its product fms related receptor tyrosine kinase 1 (gene flt1). Gene Ontology annotation, molecular function: vascular endothelial growth factor receptor activity; growth factor binding; ATP binding. The record is from RefSeq and is a predicted model, not a curated record. Lineage: Eukaryota; Metazoa; Chordata; Actinopteri; Perciformes; Serranidae. Gene Ontology annotation, biological process: protein phosphorylation; positive regulation of kinase activity; multicellular organism development. Gene Ontology annotation, cellular component: signaling receptor complex; plasma membrane.